This is a messenger RNA of Prunus persica (peach), 1242 nucleotides long. RefSeq lists its product as uncharacterized. The coding region runs from base 109 to 1089 and encodes 326 amino acids. The record is from RefSeq and is a predicted model, not a curated record. NCBI's taxonomy places the organism in Eukaryota, Viridiplantae, Streptophyta, Magnoliopsida, Rosales, Rosaceae. The transcript is spliced from 3 exons.
GAAGGGGAAGGGGAGAAGCUGUAUUCGUUGGAAGUGGUAGGUUCCAUUUGUGGAGCAAAGAAACAGAAAGACCCCACACAGACACCUUGCAAUAACCAGCAUUUGGAAAUGGGAUCCAACGUGGAGCUGGUAUGGCCAGAGGCAGAGGUAUAUUCGUCACGGGUGAACAACUGCUCACAUGCAAAUUCAUCUCUAGCUGCAAUUCGAGCGAAGUUGAGUGCGGAACAAUUAGAACAAUUCAAGACAUCAUGCUUUGGCCAUCUUCUGAAUAUAGAUAAGAUUCAGUUUAGCGGACAGAUUGUGCAUGGGGUUGUGUUGCGUAGAGUAGCGGGGCAGGGUGUGAAAGACUUGGAUGGAUUGAGUUUCUUAUUAGGGUGUGACGUUGCUCAGUUCACUCGUCAGGAUUUCUGUUUGAUCACAGGGCUUCGUUUUGGGGAAGUGCCUGAAGUUUCCAGUGGAGAGAGUAAUGAAAUCAGACUUCAGAAAAGAUAUUUUAUAGACGAAGGAAUUACAUGCAAUGCUUUAGAAGAAGCAUUUGUGAGGUGCACAGAGGAAGAUGACAUCUACAAGCUAGCUCUUGUUUACUUUGCUGAGUUAGUGGUUUUGGGAAGGGACAAACAUUUGAACAUCAAUCUAAAUUACCUGACCCUUGUAGAGGACUUGGAUGCGUUCAACAAGUAUCCGUGGGGUUCGGUGUCCUUUGACAAAACCCAAGACAGUCUAUUUUCUGCACCAACAAAGUAUGUGAAAAGCUUGGAAAAUGAAGAGGGAAGAGGGAAGGGGAAAAGUAAGGUAACGGGAACAAGCCGGAGAAAUGAGAAGGGCAAGAAGGAUAAGCAUGGUGAAGCGCAAAGGAGUGGCUGGAGUUUUAAAGGUUUCACGUAUGCUUUCCAGAUUUGGGUAUAUGAAUUAAUUCCUAGAAUGGCGGACCUGAAUUACUGCAAGGUUGUUGAUCCGACCGCUGUCCCGCGUAUUUUGCGAUGGAGAACUACUACGUCUGUUCCAGAGAUGAGAAAGUUGAACAAUUAUUUUUUCCAGAGCAAAGAGGUUUGGUUUGCAGCCCUUAGAACUAUUGAUAAGAUUGAAUGAAAUUAUGAAGUAGAAUGAUUUAAUAUGACUCUUGUCUGUAUUCUGAAACAGUCAGUUCAGUUGCGGGCGCUAUGUCCAAGUGAAGAGGAAAUGAGACAGCCAUAUUGGAGUUGGCCACAGGAUCGCCCUGCUGUUGUCUCGGCAGAGUCAAUU